Molecule: messenger RNA, 1148 nt
Organism: Panthera uncia (snow leopard)
Lineage: Eukaryota; Metazoa; Chordata; Mammalia; Carnivora; Felidae
Product: cilia- and flagella-associated protein 47-like
Exons: 7
Source: RefSeq, a predicted model, not a curated record
ACAAUCCUGUUCUGUAUUUGAAAUGUGAGCUCCGUCAGGUCUUGGAUGUGGACCUUAAGUUGCCACUGACUAAUGAAGCCAAGGAGAAGGCCUUGGCUUUUGCAGCACAGCAGCAGAUGUCGGAUAUAGAGUAUGAGCGACGGUUGAUCACAGGCACUCUGGAGAGCAGUAGUGUUCGCGUGGCCAUCGCCCUCCUGGGGCUGACGAAGAUUGAGACUUGUGCUCUCUUUACUACCUCAAAGUUGAAGAAGCCUAAGUCCAUUUCAUACACAGCAGAACUGAGCCUUCCAGAAUAUUUUGAUAUCCCCAAGAAAAUCUACAUUCCUCAGAUUCCGGAAACUCAAACUAAAUUGACUCAGCCUCAAGGAAUUCAACCUGCAAAUAAAACAGUUGCAGGUGGAUCUGUUCUAGUUCCUUUACGAUUUGUUCCUCUCAGUGCUGGACGCUACCCUUGUAAAAUUUUGUUGACAUCACGGUAUGAUGUGCGUGUCUAUUGCAUUGAAGGUAUAGUAAAUGCAGAAGAACCAGAGGCCAGGUUUGAAUUUGAAACACCAGCAUUUGAAGCCCUUACCCAGAAUAUUCCAGUGAAUAACAAAACAAAGAAUGAAUGGAAAUGUCAAGUUACUAUAGAAGGAGAAUGGUUUUAUGGACCUUCUGUUUUAUAUGUUGGAGCAGGUGAAACUGUGCAGUAUCCUCUCACAUUCAGACCUAUUUUGGAAUGUGAGAUUAUGGGCAGACUUAUUGUGCAAAAUGAAGCAGAUGGUAUGGAGUAUGUCUUUGACAUAAAAGGGAUUGGAAAAAGACCCCUGGCCUUGGAACACAUCAUUAUAAACUGUCAAGUAGGAGAAAUGACAAAUAAACCCAUAAUGGUGCCCAAUCAUACAAAGACCAUCCAAACAUUUAAGGUAUCUUCAGAUCUUCCAAUGGUGUGGGGAAACCCAGUCAUCACCAUAGACCCUGAUAGCACAAUUCCAUAUAUUCUACACGUUUUGCCUUGGAAACGUGGUAUAUUCAAAGCUACAGAAGUUCGUCCUUCAUUCCUGUCAAGGAAUGUGGUUGAUGCAAUACAGUGUCCACCACAGCUGCAUGUGAUGAACAUUGGAUAUGGAGAAAUGAGGGAGAAAGUAGAGUCGAAUGUGCUUCUGAGA